AUGGCCACCCAGGGUCCCUCUCCGCUACCCCCUACAACCAUCCUCUCUUCCAAGCCUAUCUCCCAGGCUGCCGCGCACGAUUUCCUGGCUGCCUAUCUCGAUCGCGCCGCCACAGACCCCGCCCUCCAACCUAAUGCCGGUAUCAGCGAACAUGGCCCGACCUCGCGCACCACGGCUGCGGCACCCAACCUCAUUUUGCACAACCUGAAGCGCGUUCAGGCUGGUCUUGCUGGCGAAGUUCUGGGCAGGGACCUGGCUCUUGCGAAGCUCAGCGCUGGAGAGGAUGGCAAUGCGCAGCAGACAGAGGCUGGAAAUGAGGGGUGGGAGGACCCGAAGAAGCUUCAAGAGGAGGUUGUUGCUGCCGAUGAUGAUGACGAUGUCCGGAUGGAUAUGGAUGCUGUUGAGACAGAGCAGAACGCCGAGACUGCUGCGGGUCUUGAUAAAGAGGAAAGGAAGCGGAAGAAGAAGGAGCGCAGACUUGCAGAGAAGAGGGCAAAGGCCAAGUCGGACGCUUGA
Molecule: messenger RNA, 516 nt
Organism: Aspergillus luchuensis
Lineage: Eukaryota; Fungi; Ascomycota; Eurotiomycetes; Eurotiales; Aspergillaceae
Exons: 1
Coding region: 1-516 (171 amino acids)
Source: RefSeq, a predicted model, not a curated record